Messenger RNA from Fusarium sp. VM40, 462 nucleotides. The record is from the annotation of a GenBank genome assembly. NCBI's taxonomy places the organism in Eukaryota, Fungi, Ascomycota, Sordariomycetes, Hypocreales, Nectriaceae.
AUGUCACAACGACAGCAACAACGAAGCGCCCCAGCACCUUCGCAAACACAGACCGAAACCCCAACACCGGAGACAAGAGAACAAGCUCCUCAAAUUCUGCGACUUCGGGGCGCGCAUACUUCCACCGGGCGAUCGGUUCAGUGGGCAGAAGACGUGGUAGACAACGAAGGUCUUGGACGCAAGAGUUCAAAAGUCUGUUGUAUCUACCACAAACCCAAAGCGGUCGAUGAAUCCAGCGACGAGUCCUCUUCUUCAGACUCCGAUUCGGACUCUGGCUCUGAUCGCGAUGGCGCACAACCGGCAGGCGGUAAACGUCAGGGUUGCGGACAUGGACAUGGGCACAAUCAUGGACGGGGACGAAGAAGCGGAAAGGGAAAAGAGAAGAGAGCGCCGAGUCCGAAUGCCUACGAGAAGGUGCCAAAGCCAAAACCCAAGGAUGGACCUUCGGAGACCAAGUCAUAG